This is a messenger RNA of Harpegnathos saltator (Jerdon's jumping ant), 3341 nucleotides long. It is a transcript of the gene bsf, whose product is annotated as bicoid stability factor. The transcript has 3 exons. Gene Ontology annotation, cellular component: nucleus; mitochondrion. Gene Ontology annotation, biological process: regulation of mitochondrial translation. Lineage: Eukaryota; Metazoa; Arthropoda; Insecta; Hymenoptera; Formicidae. The coding region runs from base 90 to 3188 and encodes 1032 amino acids. Gene Ontology annotation, molecular function: protein binding; mRNA 3'-UTR binding. The record is from RefSeq and is a predicted model, not a curated record.
UCGAUCAUCGUUCGUUCUUAUUACACGUUCUUAUUACAUGUUCUCGUGAUGUUCAUACAUUUAACACUAGUUUUUCAAUAAGAUACGCGAUGAUUGAAGCCGAUAAGAUGCUACAUUUGAGAAAAUAUGUAUUGACCGUUCUCAGAAGUGAUAUAAGAUCACGGGUGAUUUGUUCAUUGCACUCGACAUCGUCAUUGGCACGUGAAGGAGGUUAUGUUCUCCGUUCGUUGCAUCAUUGUUAUAUAUCACCGACGAUAUCGCCGACGCGACCAAAUUACCGAGCGUGCGGCGUCAGGACAUUUAGCAUAACAACCUCACAAUCGUCGGUCGACGAUGUUAAUCAGAAACUGACAUCGUUUUGCAACGAUGUGGAACAGGGGCAAAUAUGGUCGGCGGACAGGUUGGAGGAGGUUAUACAGUUGUGCAACGAGAGCAAGUACCAGCUGCAGCCGAGCACCGGCGUGCUGCUGCUCAAAUGUUGCGGCAGUUCGUUGUCUACUUUGAAACCGAACGACAGGCAAGGUCUCCUCGAUCGGGUAUGGCAGCUUGCUAAGAGAAACGACAGCGCGCUAACGUUGGAGCAUUACAACACAUUGUUGAAUAUGUAUGCAGAGAAUUCUAGCUCUGUGGAUCCGAACAAGUUCCUUAGCAAAAUGAGCGUGAAGCCGGACGAUGACACGUAUCGUUUGCUGCUCAACACGGCUAUCAAGACAGGUAAUAUUACACACUUGCGGAAUAUUGUAUCCAUGAUAAAGGCCAGAAAUAUUUUACUCGAUGAGAAUACCUAUUGCACAUUGAUGCAAACUUACUUGGCUCAGGGUAACAUCACUGAAGCACUGAAUGUAAUUACGUCCGCGCAAAACGCGAAUCUGCCCGUUAACAGGUUGUAUACCGAGUUAGCCUGCGGAUAUGCAGCACAAGGUGAUAUUCUAAACUUGGUCAAGAUUCUGAACGACGAGGUGCAAGAUCCCUCGACUUUCCUUCAGAUAAUAAAGUCCUUGAGUGUAUCUGGCAAUGGCAGACAUAUCCCUGUGAUCAUGAAUUUCCUCACAUCCUCGGUAACAAUAGUCAUGUCCGAAAUUAACAGUACGAUAAAUGAACUGGUGCGCGCGAAUCAAUUUAUGGACGCGUAUGCAAUUGUAAAUUGCAUAGCGUUGAACAAAGAGAGCGCGAAACACGCAAAGAGCAUUGUGAACAAUUUCCUGAAUCAGCUGAUCAUAACGAACGCAACCAACGAGACCAUCAUGAAAUUCGCGAACAAUUUUGUAGAGUCGGAAUACGAACCCAUGGCGUUAGCCAACAUAGCAGAAACUUCCUUGAAACUUGGCAGAGAGAAACUGUCUCUUGCGAUAUUCAACGCGAUGCGGAAGAGAAAUAUCGAAAUAAGGCCUCAUUAUUAUUGGCCUCUGCUGGUGAAUGCGCAGCGAAACGAGGGCGAAGCCAAAAUAUACUCGCUCAUCGACUCCAUGAAGACCAUGAACGUGGACUUUGACUUUGAAACGUUGGUCCAUUAUAUAUUUCCGUACCUGAAUACGGCGAAUCCGAUUAUCACAUUGCAGAAAUUGAAAAUGAUCGACAUACAAUCCUAUUUCUUGAACACGCCUAUGAUAUACUUCUUGCUGCAAAAUAAUCGACUGGAGGACGUGAUAUGUCUGUAUGAUUAUAUGCAUAUGAAGUUGAACUACAGAAUACUGUUACCAGCGCUAAUAGAAGUUUACUUGGCCACUCGAAACAUCAAGGACUGCGCACGGGUGCUGACUGCGCAUGAGGAGGGUCAUAACUGUGUAAGUUUAUUCCUGUUCAAGCUGUUGAGACAGAACAGUUCGAAAUUGUCCAUGGAAGAGUUUCAUCUUUUGUUGAAAACGUUCUAUAACAUUGGAGUGAAAUUAACAACACAAGAUGCUGACAUUUUGAAGAACAGAAUCAAUAAUGCCAAUAUUACUUCUAACUUAAAUAUGAAAUUGGCCAAUAUGAUUGAUAAAAUGACUGACAGAAAUUUGCAAUUCCCAAUAAUAACGAUCAUACCGCAUCCGCGGUUCAUGAGUAUCAACGAGCUGACUUGUCAUCUCGUCGAACUGAAGAGUGAAGGACUCGGUACCAAGAAUAUUUUGCGCCGUUUAUUCGAUAUAUAUUACUUACAGAACAAUUUGGAGAAAGCAGAGGAGAUAAAGAAAGAAUAUGAUAAAAACCAGUAUGUGUGGUCAUCCGGCAUGAAGAUACAACUAUUUGAGAUAUAUGUCAAGCAUAAUAAACUGAAGGAAGCCGAGAUGUUGCUUUUGGAUAUGCGGAAUGUUUCCUCGACAUUCUUGGUAGAUAGCAAGAAGAUCCUGUUGUUCGCCAUCGCGUUAGUGAAAGCGGAUAAAGUGAAAACAGCUUUCGACAUUAUCGAGAACUUCCCAAACGUCAAUAACAAGAAAAACAUGAGCAGAAGCUGCGCCAAGCUCCUGAACGCGUUGGCGGAAAGGGAAUAUCAUGAAAACACAAAGCGCAUGUUACACCUUCUACUAAAUAAGCGUUAUUGCGACAUGACCGUCGAAGUGCUGCGGCCACUGAUAGCGAUACCAUUGAAACAAAACAAUAUUCCACUGGCGGUAGACACGUUGGCAAAUUGCAUGCGUUUGUACCAGAAACUGCCGUUGGUGUUAGAGGUGUUCACGGCGUUGCUACGUGAGAGAGAUGGUUCGCGCUUGGAGAAUGUGAACAAAUACAUAGAGGAGGUAUACAAUAUGAUGGCGAAUACAUACAGCGUCGAGGCGGCCAACACCGCGCUGGUAAUAGCAUUGGCAAAUUUGGAAAAAAUGGAGGAACUACAAUCUAUAUUGCAGCAACAAAGGAUCAUUAUGAACAACCUCAUGCACUACUUCAAUUUCGCGCAGAAGUCAAACAAUGUGAAAAGCUUGUUGAUGAUUUUGAAAGCGACUCAGGACUCGAACAAUGUGAACCAAAUUUUCUUGUGCGACACGCUCCUUGCCUACUAUAGUAAAAUAGGUGAUCACAAGAACGCCCUCGAACUCUGGGAAAUAAUGCGCGAGAAAAAUAUCAAGCCUAGCAAAUCUUUCAAACAUGGAUUUAUUGAAUUUUUCAAGUUGAAUAAAAUACCACUCCCAGCCGAUUUCGAUUCGGACAAGAAUGAGGUAAUUGUUAGUAAUAAUAAUAAACAUAUAAGACUCGAACGACAAAACGCGUGAGAUAAAGACAAUUCAGUCGUAAGCGCAGGUAUAUAAUCGUCGUUAUCGUUGUCUCAUAUUCGCAUUGUUAUUAUUUUCUAAGAAACAUUGUUAUAUCUCAAAAAGACAAACAUACGAUUCAAUAAAGAGAUUUCAGAUUUUCCCGAAGCACCA